Messenger RNA from Symbiodinium necroappetens, 771 nucleotides. The record is from the annotation of a GenBank genome assembly. NCBI's taxonomy places the organism in Eukaryota, Dinophyceae, Suessiales, Symbiodiniaceae.
AUGGCAGAAAGUUGCCUGCCACAAAUCUGCAUGGAGCCCUUGGCGCCGAAGCCAGCUGAAACGCCAAUAGAGCAACUACAAGCGCUUGUGAGUCUCGUCGAAGCUGCGAGACUGCAGUCUCGGCCCCUCACGGCUGAGGAGGAUGCCAAGAUUGAAGCUGCCCGCGAUUCCAAGGCCCCGCUGGUCGCAAUCGCGGCGAUGCAGGCAGGCGAUGCAGAUCGCACGGAGCUGUGCAGCCUUGGCCACCGCCUUUGGGCAGCUUUGGGUUAUGCAACUUCCGAGAAGAAGCAAGAUGCAAAAUGCCGAAACUUGGCCUGCGAGCUCUACGCUGCGGGCUCUAAAGGAUCCAGUGAAAGUGUGAGUCAGGAGAUGCUGGCGAUCCACUGGGCACUGGCCGGGCGCGCAUGGGUCCUGGCGUCCGACGACCAAAAAGCGCUUAUGUGCUUUGCGGAAGCCUUGCAACCAUUCAGAGCGCAGCCGCAGCGCUGCCAUGCCAAAUUGGCAGAGCUUGCGGCGCAGACAAAUUUGUGGAUGGCCGAUGCCCAUUUUCGGCAAGCGACCUACAAGGAAGCCUUUGCAGACCUCGCGGCUGUCCGCGAGCUGCUUGCCCUCCGUCCUGAGAUUCGACCAGCACAGUUGGACGCACUGCUUUUUCAUUGCCACAAGCAGGCUGUCUCCCAUCACUCUGCGGGCAACUUGUCGGAAGCCGUUGAACUGCUGAACCUCGCGGUGGCAGCGGUGCCAGCAGGCGGCGCAGUGGUCGCAUUCACC